AUGCACAACACUGUACGGCGGAUUCGCUACCAUCCGUACGCUCAGUACGGUCCUCGCGCACAUUCCGUCUCAACUCCGCAGCCCUUGGAUCGCACCGUUUCAAAGACCACGGCGAGCGCGCUUUCACGCCCUACUUUGAAUGAUCAUAUUCAACGUCUUUCCUUGCAUCGACAGGUUUACAAGAAUCCCAUGAAGCAACCAUCGAAGACGGACGACGACCAGUCCUUUAGUUGGUGGAAAAUCGUAACAGGCCUUAUUCUCAUUGCUGUAGCUGCGCGCGUCGUGGUGCUAAUCUACGGGUACGAAAUUCUCUGA
Desarmillaria tabescens is the source of this 315-nucleotide messenger RNA. RefSeq lists its product as uncharacterized. The transcript has 3 exons. The record is from RefSeq and is a predicted model, not a curated record. The coding region runs from base 1 to 315 and encodes 104 amino acids. Lineage: Eukaryota; Fungi; Basidiomycota; Agaricomycetes; Agaricales; Physalacriaceae.